ACGGGAGCGGUGUGCUGAGUGGAGUUGAGAUUGGUUCUGGCUGGGUGAAGAAAACUGUAAAGGAUAUGUCAGAGAAUCAACCAGAACUACAUCUAGAUAUUACUACAGAUAUGGAAGUUGUUAUAGAUACUGAGGAAGAACUUUUUAAACAGUGUGAAAAAAUGUGGGAAGACAUGGAAGAUUGCCAGAAUAAAUUGUCACUCAUUGGAACUGAGACACUCACUAGCUCAAAUGCUCAGCUUUCAUUACUUUCUAUGCAAAUCAAAUGUCUGACUGCUGAACUUGAUCACUGGAACAAAAGAACACCCGAAAUAACUCCCCUGACUGAAGAUGUUUUGAUAACAUUAGGAAAAGAAGAGUUCCAAGAAUUGAGAUGUAAUCUUGAAAUGGUAGUAUCUACUAUUCAAUCAAAGAAUGAAAAGUUAAAGGAAGACUUAGAAAGGGAGCAACAGUGGUUGGAUGAACAACAACAGAUUCUGGAAUCUCUUAAUGUAUUGCACAGUGAUUUGAAAAACCGCGAUGUGACAUUUUCUGUAUCAAGCAUCCUUAAAGAGCUGAAAGCUAAGAUGCUUAGUAUAAAAGAUUUUAAGGAGAAACUUCUGUUUACCUUGGGUGAGUUUUUAGAAGAUCAUUUUCCUCUGCCUGAUGGGACUAGUAAAAAGAAAAAGAAAUGCAUGCAAACAUCAAAUGCACAACUGAUAACACUGCAUGAAAUAAUAGAGAUGCUUAUAAAUAGAAUGUUUGAUGCUCCACAUGAUCCAUAUGUUAAAAUUAGUGAUUCAUUUUGGCCACCAUAUAUUGAGCUGCUUCUGCGUAAUGGAAUUGCUUUGAGACAUCCAGAAGAUCCAACACAAAUAAGAUUGGAAGCCUUCCAUCAGUAAAAUGAUGGUCUGUUUUCACAGAGUAUGGAUUUUUGUCAUCCAUGGAUAAAGCAAA
Microtus oregoni (creeping vole) is the source of this 936-nucleotide messenger RNA. RefSeq names its product centromere protein K (gene Cenpk). The record is from RefSeq and is a predicted model, not a curated record. The transcript is spliced from 10 exons. Gene Ontology annotation, biological process: kinetochore assembly; mitotic sister chromatid segregation. NCBI's taxonomy places the organism in Eukaryota, Metazoa, Chordata, Mammalia, Rodentia, Cricetidae. Bases 66 to 881 code for a protein of 271 amino acids. Gene Ontology annotation, cellular component: nucleus.